Sphaeroforma arctica JP610 is the source of this 210-nucleotide messenger RNA. RefSeq lists its product as hypothetical. Lineage: Eukaryota; Ichthyosporea; Ichthyophonida. The record is from RefSeq and is a predicted model, not a curated record. The transcript has a single exon. The annotation marks the transcript as partial.
AUGGGAAAGAAAGGCAAACGCUCUUCUAAAGAGCCACGCAUCAAAACAGGUGAACACUUGCAAGCACCACCGUUGCUGUCCAAGCCACCUUCCACUGGAAAUAUUUCUACAAGCAAUGGCAAGGGCAUGGGCAGUAGCAACGACUCGUUAAUACCUCAGAAUAGUGGAGUGAGUGACAUAAGUGAUAUGGAUAGUGACGAUGAUAUCGAG